Chara braunii is the source of this 874-nucleotide messenger RNA. The record is from the annotation of a GenBank genome assembly. NCBI's taxonomy places the organism in Eukaryota, Viridiplantae, Streptophyta, Charophyceae, Charales, Characeae.
GGUUCGAAACAGAGCAGAGAAUGUAGAAGGUGUUGUUGUUAAUCGAUGGCUACCCAAGGAGGUUGCAGGAACACAUUGCAAUUCAUCAAAGUGCCGCUCCAGCGAAGCUUUGCUUGAAUCGAAUUGUUUAUCGCGGGCUAAUAGGGGUCGGUGUGUGCAUAACCUUUUCUGCGUACAUGAACCACCACAAGUGUUGGGCACUGGAUGGAUGACAAGGGAGGGAGGGGGGAAGAGAGUAUAUAGAAGUCAAGGGGGAGAAGGGAGGGAAGAUAGUAUAGAGAUGUUAAGGACGAGGAUGGAGGAGAAGAGGGAAGGUAGGGAGGAUAUGGAAGGAUGAAGAGUGAUAUCGCGGCGCUGAGAAGAGGGAACGAGGAGAACAGAGUGAAGGGAGAAGAAAAGGGAGGGAGGCAAUGGAAGGAUAAUGGUUUGAAUCCGUGCUUGCGGAGCUGCAAUGGGCGGGGCGCAGGUAGACGAGAUGAAAGGGAGGGACGCACUGCGCUACAAGGGAGGAAAGGUAGACGAGAGGAAGAGAUACCAAGAAGGAAAGAGGGGGAGGAAGGUGUGCAGAGAGGAGAGAGAAAGCAGGAGAAGUGACUGGGGAUGGGGGUGCAGUGUUCUAUUAUUGGGCAAUAAGGUAGACGAGAGGAGAGGGUGGGAGGAGGCGAGCCACAAGGCGGGAAGGGUAGCAGCUUUGGAUGCCUCACAUCUGAGCCCUAAGUCCCCCUUCGUGCAAGCACGGAUUCGAACGGGCGACCUCGGCCUCGAGAGCCAAUCAUCUCGUGGGAAGGGUAGACGUCAUGAGAGGAAGGGACACGAGAAGGAGAGAGGGAAGUAAGGGGGGAGGGUAGAAACAGAACAAAGCCAGCGAAGGAAG